This is a messenger RNA of Thunnus maccoyii (southern bluefin tuna), 3642 nucleotides long. It is a transcript of the gene riok3, whose product is annotated as RIO kinase 3 (yeast). NCBI's taxonomy places the organism in Eukaryota, Metazoa, Chordata, Actinopteri, Scombriformes, Scombridae. Bases 275 to 1810 code for a protein of 511 amino acids. Gene Ontology annotation, molecular function: ATP binding; protein serine/threonine kinase activity. Gene Ontology annotation, cellular component: cytosol; preribosome, small subunit precursor. The record is from RefSeq and is a predicted model, not a curated record. The transcript has 13 exons. Gene Ontology annotation, biological process: protein phosphorylation; maturation of SSU-rRNA.
GUGCUGUGAAACUGCUUAGUAGCUUUCUACCUCGUCUUAACCGUUAGGUUAUUGUAAAAGUUUUUGUAGCUGACUUUUAAAUUAUCUUUUUAUAUUUAUUGAAGUUCAUACAACCGUUAUCUGUACUUGUCACAUCGCGAGACGUUAUUAUUCGUCUCAUUUUCAGGACGUUUUAGUCGCUAAAUCUGCCUCCGAAGCUUGCUAACGUUAGCUCAGCGGCUAGCCACCAUUCACUCUUCAGAGAAAGAAUCGAUUAUACAUAGUGAUCACAAUCAUGGAUCAAACAGGAGUCACGGCGCAAACACCAAAGAGCCCGUGGGGUUCGUUGGCCCCGGCAGCUCCGGCCUGCUCUCUUGCCGAUGUGAUGAGUGAGCAGCUGGCUAAACAGCUGGAUGAGGAGAACAACGCCUUCCCUACACUCACCGAUCCCGGAGCAGAUCUCUUGUUGCCAGAUGAAGGUCCUGAUACGACCAGUGAUCUGAUGCUUGCUCAGAUGCUGCAGAUGCAGUUUGACCGCGAGUUUGAUAACCAGCUCCGCCGUGAGGAGAAGAAGUUCAACGGAGACAGCAAAGUGUCCAUCUCCUUUGAGAACUACCGCAUGGUCCAUCCUUAUGAAGACAGCGACAGCUCAGAGGACGAGGUGGACUGGCAGGACACAAGAGAUGACCCCUACAAAGCUGACAAGCCCCAGAUCACGCCCAGGAAAGGCUUCACCGGGAAAGGCAAAAACAUCACCACCAAACACGAUGAAGUGACCUGCGGCCGCAAGAACACAGCACGCAUGGACAACUUUGCACCAGAGGUCCAUGUGGGAGAUGGUUUGGGGAUGGACCUGAAGUUGUCCAAUCAGGUGUUUAACUCUCUGAAGCAGCACUGCUACAGCGAGCAGAGACGUAGCGCCAGGCUGCACGAGAAGAAGGAGCACUCCACCGCCGAACAAGCAGUUGACCCUCGUACUCGUCUGCUGAUGUAUAAGAUGGUGAACGCCGGCGUGCUGGAAAACAUCAACGGCUGCAUCAGCACCGGGAAAGAGUCAGUUGUUUUCCACGCUGACGGAGGGAGGAUGGAGGAGGGGGAGCAGCCGGUCCCAGACGAGGUGGUGUUGAAGGUGUUUAAGACGACGCUCAAUGAGUUCAAAAACAGAGACCGCUACAUCAAAGACGACUAUCGCUUCAAAGAUCGCUUCAGCAAGCUGAACCCACGAAAGGUCAUUAGGCUGUGGGCCGAGAAGGAGAUGCACAACCUGACCAGGAUGAAGAAAGCAGAGAUUCCCUGUCCGGAGGUGGUGCUGUUGAAGAAACACAUCCUGGUGAUGUCAUUCAUCGGUAAAGACCACGUUCCUGCUCCCAAACUCAAAGACAUCAUGUUGAGCUCAGAGGACAUGAAGAACGCCUACUACCAGGUCCUACAUGUGAUGCAGCAGCUGUAUCAGGAGUGUAAUCUGGUUCAUGCUGAUCUCAGUGAAUACAACAUGCUGUGGCACGAAGGGAAGGUGUGGUUGAUAGAUGUCAGUCAGUCCAUCGAGCCCACUCAUCCUCACGGCCUGGAGUUCCUCUUCAGAGACUGCAGGAACGUUUCCACGUUCUUCCAGAAGAGAGGCGUGAGCGAGGCGAUGAGUGUGUACGACCUUUUCAACGCUGUGAGCGGACUGAACAUCCCAGUUGGUACAGAAGACGAAGCUGAGUUUAUGGCUGAGAUUGUGGCGUUGGAGAAGAGGAACGAGGAUCACGUGCAGAGGCGAGGGAAGAAAACGUUCCCUGUGGCCUCCGAGGACGGCGGUCCUCCUUUAAAACCCGACGCUGAUGACUAACGCUCACCUGGCUCGCUCUCUCUUCACGAUCUCGCCGUGUUGAAAAUGCUGUAAGGAGAAGAUGAACGGAGGAGGACCCGGAGCCUCCCCCCUUCCAACCCUCCUCACCACCCACUGACCCACCGACUGCUUGCUUUAUACAGGCAGGACGGAGCGCCUCCUCCUGGCUGCAGGAGGUUCAUCAUGUUAGACGUUGAAGUCGGAGCGUCCUGGCUGUCUGAGCACUAAAGAGGCUCCAACAUGAUUUUCUGAAGAUGUUACCAGCUCUCAUAUCUUCCUGGUUGUAUUGGCUGAUACAUAUAUUGAUUCCAGGAUGUGUUUUUCUAGUAAAAAAAAUACUUGUUAAUACAGGUAAAAGAUAAAAAAAAAAAGGACCUUUUGUUUCCUGCUAGAACCACUAGUGGGGCCAUCAUUACAAACACAAGUGAUGCAGCUGAGCUUUGUUCAUGCUCUAAUUUAUUUUGAAUUCUAGCAGAGAAGUUUCCAGAGAUACCAUAAACGUAUGUCGGGCUGAAUUUUAGGGGGGAAUGUGGAUUAAAUGGUGCAAGAAACAACAAGUUUUCCAAUUUUGUAUGUGAUGUUGCUGAGACAGAAUGCACACAGUGUGUUUCAUUGUCUGUGUAUUUCUGCAGCUUCAGCGAGGCAUUGAAACAAGUAGAAAGAGAAUAUAUAAAGUAUGUGAUAAUGUGAGCUUCAGAGCUGCAAUCUAUUAUUUCCAUCAUGGAUUAACCUGCAAAUUAUUUUCUGAAUUCAUCUGUUACUCAAUUGGUCUAUAAAACAUCUGAAAACAGUGAAAAUCACAUCACAUGUCACAUGAGAUUAAUAGAAGCAGCAAAUCCUCACAAAUUACUGGCUGGAACUGGGGAAACAUUUUUGCUUUAAAAAAAAAGUCUGAAAUAAUUUUUUAAUUUUGAUUAUCAAAACAGUGGCUGCUCAUUUUUGUGUUGAUUGAUCAAUCUAUUAUUUGUUGCAGUUCUAGAGAUAUGUGAAAAUAACUGAAGCAUCAUAAGGAGAAACAUAGGAGAUUGCAGGAUUAAAGGGGUUCAAAUAAACUAGCAUGAGAUUUUUUUGACAGUUUUUUUUAGCAACAUAAUAAAAAAUAUCUCAAAAUACCUAAUUGCAAAAAUUGGUUAAAUAUCAGCAGAUGUGGCUUUCUAAGGCUGAUAUUUUCCAAAACUGAUGCAUGCUCAUUUCCUGUAUUUCUUGGCUUUUUUUAAGUUCUUUAUUUCUCUCUUUUCUGCUCACUUUCUGUCUUCAUUUGCUGUGUGCUCUAAGACUCUUAAGAGUACAUGAAAAUGACCUACCACCUAAUAGGAAACGAUGCAUAUAUGUUUUUAUAUUUCAGAUUUACGCACGUUACACAAUGAGCCUCAUUUUUUUCACCAUCGUGGCUAAAAUUAGGAAACAAACGCCUGAAAACAAAGGAAACUUCAGUUUAAUUCUGUAUUUUUGUCACUUUAUACUCCGAUCUGUUGCAGUUUAAGGGUCAAAUAUAGAGGGUGGAAGGCUUCAAAGGUCACAGCAGUUUGGUGUGGUGUGUUAAGUGUUUUGUUAACACUUGAAACUGACAUGUAAAAAGACAAAAAAAAUGAAAGUGAACUAAAGUCAUCCUCACAUCAUUAACAGUUUUUGAUGUUUGCCCUCAGAUUGUAACACAACUCUGGUGUGGGAAAGUUUGAACAUGUGGAAGAUUAUUGUGUUUUUAUUUUAAUGAAUAUAAAAAUGAACAUCAGGACCGAAUGUGUCAGGUUCCUCUUAGUGUGGCUUCAGAGACUUAUCAUCAUAAAAAAAUGCAUCAUUGUGGUGACAUUAAAGAGUGAAGAUGAAAAACU